Messenger RNA from Beta vulgaris subsp. vulgaris (sugar beet), 2355 nucleotides. RefSeq names its product AP2-like ethylene-responsive transcription factor TOE3. The record is from RefSeq and is a predicted model, not a curated record. The transcript has 10 exons. Gene Ontology annotation, biological process: regulation of DNA-templated transcription. NCBI's taxonomy places the organism in Eukaryota, Viridiplantae, Streptophyta, Magnoliopsida, Caryophyllales, Amaranthaceae. Gene Ontology annotation, molecular function: DNA-binding transcription factor activity; DNA binding. The coding region runs from base 400 to 1962 and encodes 520 amino acids.
AAAAACGUUUCAUUCUCUCUCACACGUCUCAUUCUGGCCGGUGCCCUUCUCUCUCUCUCUCCCUCUCUUAUCAACCUUUUUUCCAUUCCUCAAAUCUCCAUUGAUACUUCAUACAACUGUCCUACUUUAUCUCUCUUCUUUCUCUCUCUAAGCAGUUUUUUUUCUCUCUCACGGAAUCCCAUGACUAACGGCCGUUUUUUUCAACACUAUAAUACUCCUACUCUGUCUUAAUUUAUUAACACAACAAAAAUCUCCAUUUUUCUUUCAUUGAUCAAGAACCCAAAAAAAAUAAAAAAAUAAAAAAAAUUCAAACUCAUUUCAUUGAAUUUCAACUUCUGAAUUUGAGAUUCAGUUUCUGGGUAUUAAUUUCAGCUUCUGGGUAUUUAAAAAUAACGCAACAUGAUGUUUGAUCUGAACAUUGGUGAAAUGAACAACAACCUCAACCACGACAACAACAUAGUUUCUAACAAUGAGACUAAUAAGGAGGAGAGAGAAAACUCAAUGAAAGAUGAAGAAGGUUCAGCAACCAACACUGAGCUAUCAGGUACAUCCUCAGCUUCUUCCUUAGUCAACGCCGGCGCCGACGAGUCUCCGAUCUCCGGCACCGGAGAGUAUGACUUCUUCUCAAAGCCGCCUCGAUACGAAGACAACAUAUCGCCGUUCAUUACUCGGCAGCUCUUUCCGAUGAAUGACGAAAACGACAACAAUGGACAAAAAAUGAGUGUAUCAAUUGCUAGCAAUUAUGGUGAUGGUAAUCGAGAUAUGGAGCUUCUAAGACUUGGAUCAUCGUCUUCAUCAUCGAGCCGAAGCUCGGUGAAUCAAAAUCAGUGGCUGAACCUGUCAGUUUUAGGUUCGGGUCCGGGUCCGGGUGUGGGUUCGGAUCAGCAAAAUAAUGUGAAGCAGCAGGUUAGGAAGAGUAGGAGAGGGCCAAGGUCAAGGAGUUCUCAAUAUAGGGGUGUUACGUUUUACCGGAGAACUGGUAGAUGGGAGUCUCAUAUAUGGGAUUGUGGAAAACAAGUGUAUUUGGGUGGAUUUGACACUGCUCAUGCUGCUGCUAGAGCAUAUGAUAGAGCAGCAAUUAAAUUCCGUGGAGUUGAUGCUGAUAUUAAUUUUACUAUUGCUGAUUAUGAGGAAGAUAUGACACAACAGAUGAAAACCUUAAGCAAGGAAGAAUUUGUGCACAUCCUUCGGCGUCAAAGCACCGGCUUCUCUCGAGGAAGUUCGAGGUAUAGAGGUGUAACGCUUCACAAAUGUGGCCGGUGGGAAGCUAGAAUGGGUCAAUUUCUUGGCAAGAAGUAUAUAUAUCUUGGCUUAUUCGACAACGAAGUAGAAGCCGCAAGGGCUUAUGAUAAGGCAGCUAUACAAUGUAAUGGAAGAGAAGCAGUUACCAAUUUCGACCCUAGUUCAUAUGAAGGGCAGAUACCGAUUAUGGAAGCAAACAAUGAUGGCGAUGGGAAAAAUCUAGACCUGAAUCUUGGAAUUUCGAUCACCAUAGACAGUCCACAAGGAUGCAAUGAUAAGGGUGUAGGAGGAUCACAAACUCCGCAUCUUCCUCUUCACCUUGCCAGUGGAAAAUGGCCUGUGAAUGGAAGCUCUACCUACUUAUCUCCUGGUGCACCUCCGCUCUAUGGUCAGCCAUUGGCAUCGAGACAGUCUACUACUACGUGGUCUGGUCUACCACCAGGUCGGUCUGGAACUUAUGAGGACAAAGUUGGUGAUCAUCAAAAGCUGGAGACAAUGUCAGCUGCAGCAAGAUUGCCAAACUGGGCAUGGUACAUGCAAAACCAAGGUCAAGGUGGAAGUGGAGGUGGAGUUGGUGGUACUGCAAACCAAGUCCAACUAUUUUCAAAUACCGCAGCAUCAUCAGGAUUCUCAUCAUUUUCUACCACCACUGGUUCAUCCGCGGGCUAUCCAUUUACAAAUCCACAUAAUGACUUUCAUAAUCAUGGUCGUGGUCGAUGACACAAGGCUUCCAACAGUUUUUUUCCUAUGCCAGAUAUCUGAUCUUUCUCACUUAAAUGGCUUGGGUUGCAACGAAGCUGAACAUAAAGUAUACAGAUACUUAUAUGAUUAUAUAUAUAUAUAGGAGUUGGGUUUUAAUUUUUGCAAGUGUAUAUCACAAGUUUGCGAAGCGCAUUUGUGGAUAUAAGAUUGUUGCAGGACUAAUUUGUAUCUAUGAUACAAGUACGUACAAUUCACUAUCAACUAAAAGAGUUGUUUUUUUUAACCCACACUUCUCCCCUUUCUUCCUCAUUUGUGACUUGAUAUUCCUUGUAAAGUAGAAGACGAUUGAGCACAGAAUUUGCAUGAUUCUUGUGAUAUUUCCAAAGUAUUGUGUGAUGAAUAGUUUCUGAU